UUCUCAAUCAUUUCUCAAAAACUAAUUUUUUGUUAUUUUUUCUAUUCCAAAUCCCAAGAUUUCUGCAACCCAAUUCUUCUUUACACCUGAUUAAUCCAAAUUCUCAUCUGGGUAUCUUCAGUUUUAUGUUUUUUUUUUCUUGUAAAGUUUCAAGUUUUUUUUUUUUUUUUGAUCAUAUUAUAAGCUAUUUCUUCUGCUGAAUGAAGAAGAAAAACAUAUCUUUUUAUUUGAUCUUUCCAGAAAGAGAAGCUUCCAAGGAAUCAUCUGAUUUUUUUUUCUCUCCAUUGUUGCAUCAUCAACAUUUCUUUAUCUCUUUCUCAUUUUUUAAUGAUUUAAUCUACACCAAAACCCCACCAAACCAGCACGUUUAAUCAGGGAUGUUCUCUUAACCUAUUCAUCAAAUCACAUUCCAAAGUUCCCAAAUUUUCCUCAUUGUUUUUCCUUUGUUUUCCCUUUUCUUUUUCCUCUGUUUUCUUUGGAUGUUAUGGGUUGUGCUAGUUCCAGGCAAAAACGAUGCCGGCAUUGCCACGCUCCUUAUUCACCUGUUGCAAGAAGGUAUUCAGUGCACGUGCAUCAUCCUGCUCAGCACAAGGACGAUAGCUACCAUGUUGUAGCUUUAACAUCCACCACAUUAGGCACUCUCAUGCUAGAAGCCAACCACCAAAACAAUGGCACUAGCAUCAACGUUGCAGCAUUUCAUGGCAAUCUUGAGAGCGCCACUAAAAUCAAUGGGAAUGUAAAGGAAGUUGAGGAGGAGAGUAAAGGGUUGGCUAUGGAAGUGAUUGAAGCAAAAGUUUGGUCGAAAAUGAUCCAAGAUAAGAUCCCAAAAGUUGUUCCCAGAACGCCUAUCAGGACUCCUCCUGGAGAGCCUGAAACAAUCAAUACAUGGGAAAUGAUGGCAGGACUUGAAGAUAUCAGUCCUCUUCGUUCUCCAAGUCAUUUUAGGAGUUUUUCUUUUGAUGUUGUUAGGAAUUCAGCGCCAAAAGAAAAUGGCAUGGUGUCUCCAAAGCCUAUGUGGCUUCAAAGUGAAGAAGAUGGUAAUCAGAAAUCGGAUUUGGGGAUUACAGAUUUUGAUCCGGAAAUUAUUUCUAGCUUUAGGAAAUCGCUUGAACAGCUUCCUCCUGAUAACCCUUUUCAUCUCAGGCCUCUGGAGAAUGAACAAAAGCAAGAUUCUGAGAAGAAACUAAAUGAUAUUGUUGUUUCAGAUCGUAAGCUUAAGAAGGAUAAGGUUGUUCUGUACUUUACAAGUUUAAGAGGGGUUCGGAAGACAUACGAGGAUUGUUGUCAUGUUAGAGUGAUCCUGAAAAGCUUAGGAGUUCGUAUUGAUGAACGAGAUGUUUCAAUGCAUUCAGGGUUUAAAGAGGAAUUGAAAGAGCUAAUGGGAGAAGGGUUUAAAGGUGGAUUGCCAAGGGUAUUUGUGGGGAGAAAACACAUUGGUGGAGCUGAGGAAAUAAAGCGAAAGCAUGAAGAAGGCCAGCUAGAGAAGGAGGUUGAAGAGUGUGAAAUGGUGGAUGAUGAUGGUGGAGGCAAUGGUGGAGCUUGUGAGGCUUGUGGGGAUGUCAGGUUUGUGCCUUGUGAGACUUGUUCAGGUAGUUGUAAAGUGUAUUAUGAAGAUGAUAAUAAAGAAGAAGAUGAUGAUGAUGAUAAGUAUGGAUUUCAAAGGUGUCCUGAUUGUAAUGAAAAUGGUCUUAUCCGCUGUCCAAUUUGCUGCUACUAAUUAGUUCAUGAAAAACAUACAACUGUCCCUUCUAUUUUCUUUUCUGGUGUUGUUUAAAAACCUUUUCUGUGAGUUGUUUGUUGUACAGUGAGGUGUUUCCAUGAUAUAUUUUCAGUAUAAUGAACAAGAUAAUGUAUUGUUUAUAAGCAGGUUUCUUUCUGAUUACCAGUCAUGUGCUCUUAUGGCUGUAUACUUACCAUGUUUCCUUCUAAAAGGAAGCUUGUAUACUUUCCAACUAAUGGAGAUUAUACUUUGAGAGAUGCAAUUAUAGCACCUUUUCUGAAUCUUUGAUGUU
This is a messenger RNA of Durio zibethinus, 2012 nucleotides long. Lineage: Eukaryota; Viridiplantae; Streptophyta; Magnoliopsida; Malvales; Malvaceae. The record is from RefSeq and is a predicted model, not a curated record.